Messenger RNA from Andrographis paniculata, 1072 nucleotides. RefSeq names its product RING-H2 finger protein ATL51-like. The record is from RefSeq and is a predicted model, not a curated record. Gene Ontology annotation, molecular function: transferase activity. Gene Ontology annotation, biological process: protein ubiquitination. The coding region runs from base 95 to 994 and encodes 299 amino acids. The transcript has a single exon. NCBI's taxonomy places the organism in Eukaryota, Viridiplantae, Streptophyta, Magnoliopsida, Lamiales, Acanthaceae.
UCUUUGUUCUUGCAAUUCUUCGAUCGAUCGUCAAAAAAAAAAAACCUCGUACAUAGACACAUGCCAACGUUGUUUAUCCGUAACGCGAGCUUUGAUGAUGGCCGCGCUCGGGAGCGCAAACUCGUGGUCGCCUUACAACACUUAUAGGGAUUGCUCCCAAGAAGUUUGUAGCAUAUAUUGUCCCCAAUUUUGCUACUUGAUAUUCCCUCCUCCAUCGUCGGGUGACGAUAUUUCCGACGGCCCCUUUUCGCCACUUAUCAUUGUAGCCAUCAGCGUGCUCGCCAGUGCGCUCCUUUUGGCAACAUACUAUACUCUGGUCACGAGAUUUUGCAGACAAAUGAUCGAGAAUACUGACGUAUUCUCUGAGGAGGAUGGCGGGGAAUUGGGCCCCCCUAGCCACUCGUGCCAGGUGGGCCCGUCCGGAUUGGAUGAGGGGGUCAUUAAGACAAUCUUGGUAAGAAAGUACAAUAAGAAGUGGACGAUCGAGGGGAGUGAAUGCGCUGUGUGUCUUAAUGAAUUUGUUGAAAAUGAGUCACUGAGAGUUCUACCGAAGUGUAGUCACGCUUUCCACGUGCCGUGCAUUGAUAUGUGGCUAGCUUCACAUUCAGUGUGCCCGUUGUGCCGCGCCAAUAUCGUUUCCUUACCACAUUUGUCUCCUCAGUGUUCUCGACCUCGACAAAUGGAUUCUACUAAUCUCGAUGAUAUUGUCUUAACUGUGUUGGAUGAUUCAGAAAGUAGGUGUAGUGUAGGUAUUACUUUAGGGGGUGAUGCAUAUCGAGAAAACUCAGGGAAUGUCGAUGAUGUAGAAGCUAUGAGUGAAGGAGUGAGAAACAACCAAAGAGGCACGGCUUUGUUAAGGCGAUCGACCUCUUUGGACACGUUUUCUUAUCGUUGGUGUCGGGUUUUAAGUUUGGAAACGAUAAAUAUUGAAGAAAAUAAUGAGUUGCCGAUGAAAAGGUCAUUGUCCGAAGGGAGGUUAGUUCUCAAAGAUUGAAUAAGAAAGGCAAGACAUCUAUACUCCCUUAUUGAAUAUGAACACAUACCUAUGCUUCAUUGCAUUGUAAAUUGUCAA